UCUUAUCAUGAUAAAAAUAUAUAUCAGAUGUUAGCAUUUUCCGAAAGAAUAAGACGUGUUUUAAAAAUGUACAAUUUAAACGAUAAAAUUGUUUUUAUCACUGGUGGGGCGACUGGUAUCGGAGCUAUAGCUGUUAAAUUAUUUCUCGAAGAAGGUGCUAAGCACGUCACCAUAACAGAUGUAAAAGUGACCGCGGGAAAAGAAUUGGAAAAGGAAUUGGAAACAAAAUUCAAAGGACGCGUUAAAUUUGUCAAAUGUGAUGUCAGGAAUGAUGAAGAACUAUUUGAUAUAUAUAAGACAAUCAUUGAUGACCAUGGGUUUAUAGAUGUUGUGAUAAAUAAUGCGGGUAUAAUGAAUGAUAGUCCUGAUGUAUAUAUGACAUCGCUGAAUGUCAAUAUUAAUGCCUUAAUAACAAGUACGCUAAGGGCUAGAGAUCUCAUGCGCACGGACCGUUUAGGCAGAGGCGGGAUAAUUAUGAACAUAUCUUCCAUUGCGGCAUUAAUGCAGAAUCGAUUCCUACCCGUCUACUGUGCAACAAAAAGCGCAGUACUGCAAUUUAGUAUUUGCAUUGGAGCACAGGAAAACUAUGAGAAAACUGGUGUGAAGGUGAUCACCAUGUGUUACGGUGCUACAGACACAAGUAUUUUUAGUAAAGAGAAAAUGAAACCUUUUGCCGAAGAAAUGACGGACGAACUAUAUGACUGCAUUAAACAAUAUCCUCUUCAAAGCGACAGCGAUAAUCUCGACUAUUUCGUAUUCAAGUUCGAUGCAGUUAUCUCAAUAUCCGGAGCGCUUAUAGCGUUACCUUGACAUCUGGCACAAAUUCAUUAAUGAGAUAAAGAAGUAUAAAUACACAAUACUUUUUAUAAGGGUAAACCGUUUAUGGUGAUUCUUUGUUAAUAAAUACAUUUGGUUUUGUAUUUUUUACAAAAGCUGUUGGCUACCAAAAUAAAAUUAAAAUCAAAAAUAGGCAUUGCAAAAUUAAAAAAAAAACAACUUUAUCUAUAUAUGUAAAUAAAUAAAUACUAAAUUUAAAACAAAUUUACGCUGACAAAGCCGAGGGCACAAGUAAUUUAAAAAUAUUAGUUAACACAUUGGUUUAAAAUAAAUGAUUCAUUUUUAGUGCCAAAUCUGCAGCAACGGGUUUGAUAGACGCUUGCAAGCGCGGUGACAGUGGGAGCGUUUGGCUAGUCAAAAA
Pieris napi is the source of this 1198-nucleotide messenger RNA. RefSeq names its product 15-hydroxyprostaglandin dehydrogenase [NAD(+)]-like. Gene Ontology annotation, cellular component: cytoplasm. Gene Ontology annotation, molecular function: oxidoreductase activity, acting on the CH-OH group of donors, NAD or NADP as acceptor. The record is from RefSeq and is a predicted model, not a curated record. Lineage: Eukaryota; Metazoa; Arthropoda; Insecta; Lepidoptera; Pieridae. Bases 28 to 810 code for a protein of 260 amino acids. The transcript has 5 exons.